Physcomitrium patens is the source of this 3139-nucleotide messenger RNA. RefSeq names its product putative protein phosphatase 2C 79. Lineage: Eukaryota; Viridiplantae; Streptophyta; Bryopsida; Funariales; Funariaceae. Gene Ontology annotation, molecular function: cation binding; protein serine/threonine phosphatase activity. Gene Ontology annotation, biological process: protein dephosphorylation. The record is from RefSeq and is a predicted model, not a curated record.
UGUCUUGGGCUGGGGUGUAUUGAUGGAUUAUGGCGUCGUGUCGGUGUACGUAAUUGGAUUGUGCAUGGCAUUUCGCUGUUGAGUUCGGGGUUUUGGGGUUAGGUUUUCGAUAUUGCGUGGUAGAUUGGCAUUAAGAAGCUAUUGGCACUUUGAUAGUUAGAAUUUUGGAUGCGCUUGCAUAUCGUCGGGGAUCAGUUUCGGGGGACUUUGGGAGUGGGUAUGGAUUGGUAUGGGACUUGUAGGUGUGGGCUAAGCUAGUUAUUUGCGGAAUGUCCUGUUUCCGCGUCGUUGGGGCGUGUUGUGGGUAAAUUUAAUCUCUUUUGUUUAGGGUUUCUGGUUGUCUGCUGGAACGGAAUAGGGUUUGUGGGUCUGAACAAGUGCUGAGAUUGGGGUUGUGUGGUUGCUGCGUUGCCCAGAUCAUUGUUGUAGCAAGUAAAGGAAACCAACACAACAGGUUGAUGGCUUGUGGAUUCGAAGGUUGUGAAGCCGUAGCGGGCUGUAGUUCCAGCAAAGAUGUGGUUGAGUAUUGUGUUAUUUCUUAGAAGUUGUUGCCGAUGAGCGAUCCAGCCCUCUGGUGUCUGUCAAUGGCACCCGAUCUGGUAGGACUUGAGCUGGAGUUUAAUGGUGCGGGAUUUCCGUCGAAGCAAGCUGAUGGAUGUAGGAAGAAGAUGUGACUGACUACUAGGGUUCUGUUUCGGUUUCUGCUUGCUGAGUGAUGGUUUGAUUUGAUCAUAAUUAUCAUGAAUAUCAUUAAGAGUUUUUCUUAAUUUAGUUUUGUAUGAAUUUUUGAUUUUUUUAAUGUGGAUUUCCUCGACGUGCGUCCGGUUCGUAGAUUAGGGUAGCAGAAGACUUUAAGGUUUGCUUCGGAGUUCAUCACACUGGAAGCAAUUCCUGAUUUGCUUUCUUGCCCCUCAAUUUUAUGAUACCAAGUUGUAUCAGGCAGGAGGUAUUGGUCACUGCCCACUAGAAAGCGAUUCACACCUUUAGAGCUUGCGGCGUAUGGACUUCAGAAGGUCUGUCUGAGGCUAUUUUGGGGUCUAUUCUUUGUGUUACGGUGGCUAAGAAAUGGGAAACCACAUUAUAGAGGGUUUCCGAGUUUACAUGGAUAUUUUUCUUACGUUUUCUUCACUUGGUCUGUCACAGGCUGACCAUCAUGCAGUGGCAUAUGACGACACUGAAAGUAUGCCUAUGCGGAUGGUUAUUUGCAAAAUUGUUGCUCUGCAGGCAAGGGUAAUGGAAACGGGACAAGAUGGCAUACAACCUCUUAUGCAACCUUGACUUGUUGCCAUUGCGUGCCUAUACGACAACAAUCCGGCCAAACAAAUAGCGAGCUUUGCUUGCGCCUUUAGAAUUUCUCUGGAUCUACACCGUGUUUCCAGUGAAAUAUAAUUUGUGUCUAUAGCUGAACCAUCGCAAUGCCAUGUUUUAAACAAUGUUACAGGUUUUUGUGCUGCUGGUGCGGUACUGAAGUUAUAAGCAGUCUUAUUCGUGGCAAGAAGAGCGUUUUUCGCUAUUGGACGCGUUCACAAGCUUCUGGUGAAUACUAUUGACGAUUUGCGUUGUGGUGCAAGGCAUAUUCUUCGGACAGAGGACUGUUUGCGGAGCACAAUUUUUCCUCUAUGCUUGUACUCUUGAGGUAGACAUUCAUUAGAAUCAGGGGUGUUUGUACAUUUGUAUUUGGGUCGUACCGUGACAAAGUGGAAGGAGAUGCGAAUGUGCAGCAAAAAGUGAAUGUUUAGCGUCGAAUGCACAGGAAGAAGCGAAGGGGGUAUGGAGUGGAAGUAUGAAGAAGCUGGGUAAGGAGGAGCAUUCGAAGGAUGGUGGAGUGGGUAAUGAAGAUGUUGAUGGCAUGUUGGCGUCCGGUGCAAAAGUACACGCACAUUGGGGAGGAGAGCGGAGAUAACCAUGACCCACUGCUGUGGUACAAGGACCUGGUUGAUCAUGCCACAGGACAAUUUUCUAUUUCCUCUGUUCAGGCAAAUGCAAUCUUGGAGGACAUGAGCCAAGUUGAAACCGGACCAUUUGGAACAUUUGUUGGAGUGUACGACGGUCAUGGCGGUCCCGAGGCGUCUCGUUACGUCAAUGAUAGUCUCUACCGUCACUUGCAGAAGUUCGCUUCACAAGAGGGGGGAAUGUCUGCCGAGGUUCUACGGCAAGCUUUCAAGCAGACGGAGGAGGGAUUUUUGGAAAUUGUGAAGGAUUUAUGGCUCACGAAGCCUCAGAUUGCUGCCGUCGGUUCCUGUUGUCUGGUAGGGGUGGUUUGGGAGUCCAAGCUGUACGUCGCCAGCCUGGGUGAUUCCAAGGCUGUGCUCGGAAGAUACUCACGCCACCUUCAAUCGGUAAUUGCUACGGAGAUAUCUACUGAGCACAACGCCAGUGUCGAGAUUGUCAGGCAGGACCUGCAGGCCGCGCAUCCCGAUGACCCGCGCAUAGUGGUGCUGAAGCACGGAGUGUGGCGUGUGAAGGGGUUGAUCCAAGUCUCCCGUUCCAUCGGCGAUGUUUAUUUGAAGAAAGCCGAAUUUAACCGUGAGCCUCUGAUCGGCCGGUUUCGGCUGCCGGAGCCGCUUCAGAGGCCUGUGAUGAGUGCCGAGCCGGACAUCAAGGUAUUUGACCUGUGCGCAGAUGUGGAGUUUGUAAUUUUCGCAUCAGAUGGGUUGUGGGAGCACUUGUCCAACCAGGAGGCCGUGGAUAUCGUCCAUAAUCACCCUCGCGCUGGUAUCGCCAAGCGCCUCAUCCGAUUCGCUCUGCAUGAAGCGGCCAAGAAGCGGGAGAUGCGGUACUCGGAUCUGAAGAAGAUCGAGCGCGGCAUCCGAAGACAUUUUCAUGACGACAUCACAGUGGUGGUUGUUUUCUUAGAUCAUAAUUUGCUUAGCAAUGGUAGUAGUUUCUCGCAUCACAUUUCUGUGAAAGGUGGAGUUGACAAACCUUCCUAGAAGGGGUCGUAGAAUCUUCAUGAUAUGCUGCAGGCUUUGUCACACAAGACUCUCUUCUUCCUCACGGUGGGCUCCAGCACUUAUUGCUCGUUUGUAACCAACUUCGUACCUCAUUGUCCGUUGAACUGAAAAAAGACACUUGCAGGUUUUGUUUCUAAUUUCAUUCAAACCAAUCCCAUUUGAGUUGCGUGGCAACUUUAGCUCUA